Messenger RNA from Calidris pugnax (ruff), 4589 nucleotides. It is a transcript of the gene RGS8, whose product is annotated as regulator of G-protein signaling 8. The record is from RefSeq and is a predicted model, not a curated record. NCBI's taxonomy places the organism in Eukaryota, Metazoa, Chordata, Aves, Charadriiformes, Scolopacidae. Bases 861 to 1403 code for a protein of 180 amino acids. The transcript has 6 exons.
GAGGGAUGCAGUGAGAGGAGGGGAUCAGGUGGGCUCCCCGGCGGUGCCGCCGACAAGCUGAGCGGUGGGAUCCGGCUGCGCAGCCCAGCCCCAGCCUCUGCCGGCUUUGAGGCUGCUCGUAGGGUUUUGCUGGUUGCGAGGGAGAUGCUCUGAGCUUCUCUCCCUUUGCUGCUGCUGCUGCUGCUGCUGCUCGGAGAGAGGUGGGGAGGGGAGGGGUGUCCAAGUGUGACUUUCACCCCGCGCAGGGGGUUGUCUCUGAAAGAAGACCGCUCUGCUCUCUCCCCAGAGCCUCUCCGGCCACGCUGUCAGCACAGACCCACCGGCAGAGAGGACAGGUCAAAGGCAUGCCAGCCAGCUUUUCCAUGAUGCCUGUCCACUAACAUCAGCCAUGACCUGGAAGGACAGGGACAAGAGGUAGUUUGGUCUUCUUAGCGAGGUCAGCCUGGAGCUCUGCCUGUUGAGGAGAGACCUUCAGAGGAGUUGAAUGAUGAGUACCAUAAUGCCAACUCCUGCUGCUCUGUGGUGAGCUGUGACGCCAAACUCAAAUCACUUUAGACCUGAAGCUGGACUUAACCCGCGGUCCUGGUCUUAGAAGGAAAUGCUGUCUCUCCUUUAUGAUCAUCCCUCAACUCUGAACGUCUUCCAUUGAAAAGUCGACCAUCUGCGCUAGGAGGCAAGGAUCAAAUGGGUUGAGAACAACUGGCCCUCCUUUUUUUUUUGCAGAGGAUUCUUUGAUAUAUUUUUAAGUGCCAGGACAUGAAACAGUAAAUCCCUCCUUUCCGCUCUCCUGUCUCCUGCAAACAGUCCCGACUGCUGUCCGAGCCAGCCAGUUAAAGGGUUAACUCUAACUGGAUGCCUGAAUGGCUGCCUUACUGAUCCCACGGAGGAACAGAGGGAUGAGGACUCGCCUGGGCUGCCUGUCUCACAAAUCAGACUCAUAUAAUGAUUUCACAGCUAUUCUUCCGGACAAGCCCAACCGGGCUUUGAAAAGACUGUCAACAGAAGAAGCAACAAGAUGGGCAGACUCUUUUGAUGUCCUUUUGUCCCAUAAAUAUGGGCUGGCUGCUUUCCGUGCUUUCCUGAAGACAGAAUUCAGUGAGGAAAAUCUGGAGUUUUGGCUCGCCUGCGAGGACUUCAAGAAGACCCGCUCGGCAGCCAAGCUGGCCUCCAAGGCUCAGCGGAUCUUUGAGGAGUUCAUUGAUGUCCAGGCUCCUCGAGAGGUGAACAUAGACUUCCAGACACGGGAGCUGACAAGAAGAAAUAUGCAGGAGCCCUCUCUCACUUGCUUUGACCAAGCUCAGGGGAAGGUGCAUAGCCUGAUGGAGAAAGACUCUUACCCCAGGUUCCUGAGAUCCAAAAUUUACACAGACCUGCUGUCUCAAACCCAGAGGAGGCUCAGCUAGAGCAGUGAUGGGGCCUCAGAAACCACGUGCUUCCCACAACAGCCAAAACCCAUGUCUAAAUGUGAAACUUUCUUGGUGUUAAAAGCAGUGGGAAUGAGAAAAGAGGGAGAAGGAGAAGAGAAGGCUUCCAGAGCAUAAUCCAGAUGUGGUAUUAGAACUCUGAGUUUCUGUGCUUGUUUUGGUUAGCGGUAGCAUCUUGCAGUUGUUGCCUCUCUCUAGCACAAAUCCAUAAUUCUCUCUAGUCAUGGAAUCAUCUGUUGGGAAGGCAGGUUUCCUUUAAAAUCACUAUGUUGGUUUGUGUGUAAAUAAUGCCACUGAACCUUUCCAUCCUUCCAGACAUCUCCCUGGCUCUCACCUCUCCCCUGUGCUUGGAGGGGCCCUGAGGGCAGUUCUGAAACUUGUGAAGCCAAGUCUAGUCCAAAGCAUCAUCUCCCACGCUGGCUGCCGGGGUCUGGAUCCAGAGACCAUGAGGAGGGAGAGAGGGAAGGGAGAGAGAAGGCAGAGGUACAUGAUUCAUGCUGCUUCCCAGAGAGGAAACCAUCAGUGAACUUAGCUCACCUUUCCAUUUUGGUUGCACACCUGAUGACACCAGCUGCUACCCUGUCACAGCCCCUCCACACCUCUGAUGUGCUUAUCUUCCAGAGAUGGAGACUGUUAUUUUCUGUAUGACCGUCAGGCAGCUGAGUUUUUCUCAUGAGGAAGGUAAUGCCAGAAACUCUUGCUAGACCUAGGCAGACAAGUCUUCUAGUGUGAAUGAUUGUUUUUCAUUAAUAUUAUUUAUUUGUACUGUAGUUCAGCCUUAUGACCCCAGUCAUCGUUCAAGCUUCAUUGUGCCAGGCACCCUACCAAAGCCUAACACAAAGAGGCUCCUGGCCACCAGAGACAUUAACAGGCUUGGUGGCUUCUCAGAAAUGACCUGCCAGCUGUCGGGAAGGAGUCAAGAGAAGGAAUGUCCCAUCUGCCCCGUGCUGUGAUGUAAGAAGAGCACAAGACCUGUCUGCUAUGGCAGAUAGCAUUUUUCAUUUCACCUGACCAGCACAUGGCAGAGGAAGGUAACAUGAAAAAUCACGAUUAUAUUUUUGUUAUUUACUGAUUAUUGACUGUUGUUGUUACCUACCGAUUGUCUACUGUGGGUUCAGUGCCAUGUAAAGAACUGCUAAGGACACAGACCCUGCUGCAUGGUGCUUGCUUAAAAACAGGACAGAGGGAAGCAUGCAGUGGAGCGGGUGUCAAGUGGUGUGUGAAGGGUACUUUGGCCCUAUUCCCAUAGCCUGGAUAGCCAGCUGCAGGAGAAGACUCUGCAAACGUCAGUUGUGUAGCACCUCCUCUGUGCUGUGCACUAAUGCUCACCACAUGAAGGCCCCAUUUCUGUGGCAUGGCUGUUCCAGCUUAUCGGCUGCCAGAUUCUUGCAAUAUUUUCUAGUGCAGAAGCAGACAGCCUGUCUGUGGAUUUGAGCCUACAGACCAGAGGUCUAUUUUCUUAGCUUUAUGAAGGCCCAGAAAGCGACCUCAUGGAUCUUUUCCUUCUCUCAAUCGCCCACGGAUCAGAGGCUAUAAACCUCUGCUCUAGUUGAGGGUGGAGGGGAACUUUGAUACAUCAGAAAGGUGGUGAUAAAGGUUUUGUGUAGUGUGGCGUGGACUAGGUAGAGUGAAUUCUAAAGCUAAGCAGGACGUGUUUGGAAUGAGAUACAAAAAGCCUGCUCAGAUAUUAAAAUUUACAUGCAUUAGGUAGGAAGCAGGUUUUGAGGGUUUUUGUAAGGAUGCUGUACAGAACAUUAGGACAAUUAGGUUUAGGAUCAAGACGGGGAUGGUAAGCAUGUUUGUUUUAUUUUGAAGGUGUAUUCCUGUGAUGUCUAAGACACUAAAGUCUAAAUAUGGUGCAAUUGCAUAAUUUAUUAUGUUCAGUAGGGAAGCCUAUUUUUCAGUACCUGGUUCGUCAGCUCUAGCAUUCUCCAGUUGUUUUGUAGAAAAAGAUCAGUGAAAGGUGGGCACUAGAAAGUGCCCUAGAAUCAUCCAAGGGGUCUACAUCACGCAGUGGGCCAACCGACCAUGAGUGUAGCUGUUCAUGGGUCCAUAGCUUUAUGGCAAACAGGGUACCUGGCAAAGAAGGUCUAGCAGGACAGGUGUCUGGGGAAACUUGUGCAAUGCUCUGCAAGGAGUCAUAGACAGAAGCAGAGGAUAUAGAGCCAUACAUCCAGUGGCUGUCCCUGGUGGUGGCUGGAACAUUACCUAUACAGCUCCUUCCUGCUGUAGUUGAAAGGGAAGGAGGAAGGCAAAUCACCCCACGAUGCAGUGAAACCCUCUCAAUCUUGACCUGCAAGGGAGGAUGCAAAGGCACUGGCUGUGAGGAGGGACUGGAAGAACUGUCCUUUCCAAGAAACACUGUGUCUACUACAUCUGCAUAACGCAGGAUGGACUGGGAUCUCUCAGGGACACGGGUUGCUUCGGCUGAAGUAGUUCCCUUUGAGAUGGCCUGUGGUGCCAAUUGUACCCAGUGUCACUGCGACUCCAAAAUGGCACAGCCACUGGUGAUCCAACCACUGCAACGUGGCAGCUCAACUUCCCAAUGCUGUGGGGAUGAAGGGAGGCCACCUUGUCUGGCCCUGCCUCCCUCCAUUUCAGCCUCCUCUUGACUAUACAUGCCAAAAACAUCCCAGUGCUGCCCUGGAUGUGAGAGAGCACCAGCAGGCUUAUGCAGUCAUCCCUCUUAAAGAGAAGGCAGAAGGCCAUGUUAUCUGCCUUGUGGUAUUUCUCUUAAAACCACCAAUACACCUUCUGAGUGGGCUUGGAUGAUGCUGACCUCUGGUGCCAGCUGAUGCAUCCCAGAAGAGGCUCUUCAGCAAAACGUCCUGCAGGUACCCGAGAAGGUCCCAGGGACCACCAGGCCACGAGGAAACAGCAGAACAAGAUGUUUUUGUCGAGGAAUGAGGAACAGAAAUUCAGAAGAAAAGACAAUUCCCAUGCUUCCCUCAUGGCUACAAAGGCAGGUCCUGUUCAGAGUGUGACUCCAGAAAGCCCAGGAGGUGUAACGUCUCUCGGCAAGCUCCUUCAGCAUGAGCGCUGGCACCCUUUCAGUUUGUGUCAGAAUUCAUUGAAAAACUUCAAAGUAGUCAACAUCGUGUAAAAACAAGCUCCCUUCUCUCCUUCAUCCACCUGGGGAAUUGCUUUGCGCCGGCAGACUCGGAG